GGCGGCAUAUUGUGCUAAAUUAACCCUAAUCCCUAAUUCAUGCUGUUCCCUAUUCGUAACAGCCACCCACCCACCUCUCUUUCUUCGUCUUUCUCUCUCUUAGCAACUCUAUUCUCCUCAUGUCCGUACAGCCUCUUCCCUCUCCCAUACCCGCGUGCGCCGUCGUUCCGGGCACCAUCGUCAUCGCCAUCGUCCGCGGCCACCGCCGCAAUCCUCAUCCAUCGGCAUUUUUGAUUCGUCGUCGACAACAUUUCAUCGUCGUCGUUUCUAUCUUUAAGAAGAUGGUGCGUCCGUCCCGCCGUAGCAACACCAACAAUGAGCAACCGAGGAACCCACCUCCAACUAGAUCCGGAGAUGCAAAUCUGAACACCACCUUAGUCUCACUUUUGCAUACCACAUCCUCGGCAGCUGUUCCACCUCAGACCACUGUUCCACCUACUAUCCAGAAUCCGCUACAAUCGACGACAGCACCUCAGAUAAAUCCUUCGGCUUUUGCUCCACCUCCGCAGCAGGCUACUGGUGUAGGGAUGCCUUCGACAACUGUUCCCACUACCAUUCCAUUUGCGCCGUCGACUACACUUCCCGAUUUCGUUCCGCAUCCGUCACAAACCACUAUUCCCACCCACUCCGCCACUUUACCGCAGAGCACCACAAUGGAUCCCCUGGUUGCCACCCUGAUACAAACUGUUGUCGGACUAGUGCAGACUCAGCAACAGAAUUUGCAGCAGAAUCCCGUUCCUAGUGCCGCUGAGUCGAAUUCCAGAGUUCGAGAGAGGAGCAUCAAUGAGUUUAAGAAAUCUGCACCGCCACCUUUUUCAGGCACUACAAAUCUGGAUGAAGCAGAAACUUGGAUCAAAGAGAUGGAGAAGGCAUUUUCGGCCAUGUAGUGCACAGAUGAGGAGAAAGUCAGAUUCGGGACGUUCAUGUUUCAAGGCAGAGCAAAUAAUUGGUGGAAAAGCUAGUUGAGAACUCUCGGCAAUAAUUUAGCAGCCCUUUCAUGGAAGGAUUUUCGAUUAUGCAAAGUACUUUCCAAGGAGCAAGCUUCGCCAGCUUGAAAGACAAUUUCUGGAUUUGAAGUAGGGUUCGAUGUUUGUGGAGAAGUACGAGGCUGGGUUUGACCGACUGUCCCACUUCACCCCAAAACUGGUAAAUGAUGAUGAGUCACGAGCUAAGACAUUUGAGGAAUGAUUGAAUGGACAUAUUCGCACUGGUCUCGCACCGCUACACCUUGAGGCAUAUGAUGAUGUCGUUUCCAGAGCGAAAUCUUUGGAUUUAGUAUGGAGGCAGACUCAAGAAGAGCGAAAGGCAAAUCAAAAGAAAAGGAAUAGAGAUUCUUUCAGAGAAGGAGAUCGAAAUUCAAGAGAAUCUGACAGAUCUAAUGACUCGGGGAGGUCGCGUAAUACACCAGCUCCUCGUGGUGAACCACCAAAUCGAGAUCAGAAGCUGAAAUGUUCAGUUUGUGGUAGAUGGCAUAAGGAUUCGGACUGCUGGCACGUCACUGGUGGUUGUUUCAGUUGUAGAGAUUUGAACCAUCGAAUAGCUCAAUGCCCUGUGUUUAGCACUGACUCUGGCACUGGAUCCAAGACUCAGGAGAAAUCUAUUGCUCCAACCGGUCGUGAUCAUGCUGUUGGAAAAACUUUCUGAUCUUUUAUUACAAUAUUCUUUAAAAACCAAUUUGAAAAUUUAAUUACAGGUUUAGAAAAAUCCCGAAACGAAAUUAAAUAACAAAUACGGUAAAGAAAAGAUUUAGAUAAGACCUGUGGAUCGAGGCGUGCAAAGCAUUGUCCUAGAAGUGAAAUUGCCCCUCCACGUGCGAGGCUUCCCAGCAAUUACUUCUAGCGAUACAACGACCACGUUCCACUCCGUCGGCACGCUUCCAAGGUGGCACAAGAUAAACCCAACCAGCUUCAGAUCCAGUAAAAGAAAACUCGGCGAAAAUCCAGAAAGCAGAAAAAGACAAGAGACUUUAGGUUUCCAGACUGAUUCGCAAGGCGGGGUCGGGACCGAGUGAGCGUUAGAUAUAGCUAGAGUUUGAUUUUAGUCCUUUUUGUUUUAUGCCUAGCAUAUUUAGAUGUGAAUAUUUCUUUUUGGACUUCGUAAAUGAUCGUUUGUUAUCUGCUUUUAUUUCGUUAUUUAUUCGUACCUACCUUUGUUAAUUAUGGUAUUUAGUGGACCGAAUUUAUUAUGUUUCGUAGUAAGCUUUAGUUUUAUAGAUGUUAGAAUUC
This is a messenger RNA of Ananas comosus (pineapple), 2225 nucleotides long. Its product is annotated as mucin-2-like. The coding region runs from base 120 to 887 and encodes 255 amino acids. NCBI's taxonomy places the organism in Eukaryota, Viridiplantae, Streptophyta, Magnoliopsida, Poales, Bromeliaceae. The record is from RefSeq and is a predicted model, not a curated record. The transcript has 3 exons.